UAUUUGUCCGUCCCAAAUUAAAGCCAUAUAUAUGCCAAUGGCCACCGCGCCCACCGUCGCCGGCGGCAAACUGCUGCGUUCCGCCUCUGCGAUUGUAGGCGGCACGGAGAGCGGCCAGCACCUGCUCGAGAUCAACGGCUACUCCAGCAUCAAGGACGCCGUCUCCAUCGGCAACUGCGUCCAGUCUCGGCAUUUCCGCGUUGGCGGCCACGAUUGGUACAUCCGCUACUACCCCAACGGCUUCAACUCGAACGUUUCCGAUUGCAUAUCCAUCUACCUCGUCUUGGACGGCCACGAGGCCCACGACUACUAUUACGGUCGCUCAAUCGUGAGAGCAGAGCUCACGUUGAGCUUACUCGACCAAGAACGGGAGCCAGUGACAUCCUACAUCUACAGCCAUGGGUUGCAAAUUUUCGAUGGCUACGGCCGCUAUCGGGGAUCUCUGCGUUUCAUCCAGAAGGCCGUACUGGAGAGAUCGGAGUACCUCCGGGACAACCGCUUCACGAUCAGGUGUGACAUCACGGUCAUGAAGAAUCCCGAGGCAAAGGACACUGGCGGCAGGCGGGUAACCCUGCCACCGUCGGACCUGGCCCGGCACCUCGGCGGCCUCCUCGCCACCGGAGUGGGCGCCGACGUGACGUUCGAGGUCGACGGCAAGACGUUCUUGGCGCAUCGGAAUGUGCUCGCGGCCCGAUCCCCAGUGUUCCACCAAGAGCUUUUCUCCCUAACGGAGAAGGGGAAUGCCGCGACUGGCGGUGCCGGUGUCAUCAUACGCGUCGACGACAUGGAGGCGCAGGACUUCGAGGCUCUGCUCCACUUCAUAUACACCGACUCGUUGCCGGAGAUGAAAGGUGGAGACGCAGUGGCGAUGCUCCCAGACCUGGUCGCGGCGGCUAACAGGUAUAAGAUGGAGAGACUAAGGUUGGUCUGUGAAGAUAAGCUAUGUGAGUAUGUAACUGUGAGAACCGUGGCAGCCAUGUUGGCGUUUGCUGGGGAACACCAAUGCCCCGAGCUUGAGAAGAAGUGCUUGCAGCUACUCGAAGAUCCAGCAAAUUUGAGGAACAUCGUGGAGACUGAAGGUCUUGAGCAUCUGACGAAAAGCUACCCCUUUGUUUUGAAGGAUCUAAUUGCCAUGUUUGCUACAAAACCGUAG
Messenger RNA from Oryza sativa Japonica Group (Japanese rice), 1153 nucleotides. RefSeq names its product BTB/POZ and MATH domain-containing protein 2. Lineage: Eukaryota; Viridiplantae; Streptophyta; Magnoliopsida; Poales; Poaceae. Gene Ontology annotation, molecular function: protein binding. The record is from RefSeq and is a predicted model, not a curated record. Gene Ontology annotation, biological process: protein ubiquitination.